AUGCUCAACGCGACGGUCUUGAAUGGACCUGGGUUGAUACUCACGACUGGCAAGUUCUUCAAACUGACCAAGACCGACUUCAGAUGUUGUAUUGACAAGACGAGCAGCGCUGAGCUAUCAGAAGCUAUCAACUCCAUGUUCCGCUGGUAUCAGAAUGCAGUAGUAUGCUAUGCCUUUCUAUCUGAUGUACCGAAUUGCGUGGAUAUAUCAGCCGUGGACUCGCCAUUCGCCAAGAGCCGGUGGUUCACCAGAGGCUGGACACUGCAAGAGCUUAUUGCACCAAGCAAUCUGAUAUUCUUCUCCAAGGAUUGGGAACAGCUUGGGACCAAGGCCAUGAUUCAUGCUGUGCUAUCGACCAUCUCCGGAAUCGAAAAGGAUUUCCUGAGCAGCGAGAAUCUCGAGCUGGCUAGUGCUGCUAAGAAGAUGUCUUGGGCAGCGUCAAGGAAGACAUCGCGCACCGAAGACAUGGCAUACUGUCUUCUCGGGAUAUUCGAUCUCAACAUGCCACUUAUCUACGGGGAGGGUAAGAAGGCAUUCAGGAGACUUCAGGAGGAGCUGCUUAAAAGUCGGCCUGGUGAUCACACCAUAUUUGCUUGGGGUACGAUUGUGUCAUCACCAUCGAUCAAGAUUACUAACCUCGGUCUCUAUCUGGACGAGGAACCAGUUCCAUUAGCCCAGAGCACUACCUACCAACCUCUCUUGAGUCUCUUAGCAGAAUCUCCACAGGACUUUGCUUCUUCUGGCGGCUUCUCUCCGCUUCCCCUUAGCAGCGUCUUCUAUCGAGGCGGAACACAGCUUGCUUCGUUUCCAGUGGUGGUUGAUGGAGGUGUUCGUCUUGAUUUGCCCGUCGUUGAUGCCUUCGACUCCAUAUACCACUGGAAGUCGCCCGAGAUCGAGCAGAUCCGGACCGCUAGGGUUGUAGCACUGCUUUGCUACCACGAAACGAACCGUAAUAGUUUCCUAAAGAUCCCAGUCCAGCGCUGGGGCACUGAGUACUUUGGCCGAACCAGGGAAAUGAUGAUUGAGUCUGACCCUACCAAAUACAAUGUUUUCAGGAAUCGACAGACGAUUACUGUAGCCACAGAGCGACGACCUCUCCUUCAUACUGGUGACGCCAUCAGCAGGAGACAUCUCUUCCCGAGAUCCAGCCUAUGCGAAGGCUCGGUCUCGGAAUUCGCCGACACAUCAAACGACGAUGCUAUCAUAGAGGCACGCAAAUUUCGGGCAUACCCUUGGUUCGGGUACUUUUACGGAGUCCAAGAUCUAGGCGGAAAGCAUGGUUUCGCGAUUAGAUUCAGUCGCACUGCUAAGGUGAGCGAGUUUGGAGAUGCACUUCUUGUGGAGUUGAUUCCGGCGAGCAUUGGAGGAGACGACGAUGAUCCUUAUUUCGACAAUCUUGAAAUGAGGUGGUGGGAUCCGAUGGAGAUGCAAGAUGCAAAAUCGGUUCACUCGCAUAUCAUGCGUAUACCUUUUGACAAGUGGGAGCUUAACGCAAAACCAUUUCCUGCGAUUUCUAUCAAGGCUGAAAGGAUGCCACUUGAUGUGAGUCAGUCUUAUGUCGAUGUCCUCGAUAUAGUGGUUUGGCCAGUGAGGGAUUCCAACGACCGCUUCAGAACACUGUCGAUUAUAGAUCGCUGA
Molecule: messenger RNA, 1638 nt
Organism: Recurvomyces mirabilis
Lineage: Eukaryota; Fungi; Ascomycota; Dothideomycetes; Mycosphaerellales; Teratosphaeriaceae
Exons: 2
Coding region: 1-1638 (545 amino acids)
Source: RefSeq, a predicted model, not a curated record